Molecule: messenger RNA, 408 nt
Organism: Rangifer tarandus platyrhynchus (Svalbard reindeer)
Lineage: Eukaryota; Metazoa; Chordata; Mammalia; Artiodactyla; Cervidae
Source: the annotation of a GenBank genome assembly
AUGCCGGUCCGCACGUGCGGCUGCAACCUCCCGGGAAGAGAAAUGCCCCCCAAGGCUUUGGCUGAGAGGUCCCGAGUGCAGAGAAUUACAUUAGGUGCAGUAUUCUCCGGAAGGGCGGUUCUGUUAUUGGUCUGCGCAAUUGUUUCCACGCUGGGAGUGCUCCUGUGUCCUUUUAGCAGAGCGACGGGGCUCGGUGAUUGCAGGGCCAAGUCGGCCGGAAAGCGGCGGGCGCGCUUGGCCCCUCCAGCGCGCUGCUGGCUCCUCAGCUUGGGCCACUUGGCAGAGGCUCGGCCGUCCUGCUGUGGCCAGCGUCAUCCCUUAGAAACAGCUGCUCCAGGGGGAAGCCCCAAACUGAAGCUGGGCUUGGCCCACCGAGGAGGCCGCGCUGUAAUCCGGCCUGACACUUGA